Lacerta agilis (Sand lizard) is the source of this 1098-nucleotide messenger RNA. RefSeq names its product small glutamine rich tetratricopeptide repeat containing alpha (gene SGTA). Gene Ontology annotation, cellular component: TRC complex; membrane. Gene Ontology annotation, biological process: post-translational protein targeting to endoplasmic reticulum membrane. The record is from RefSeq and is a predicted model, not a curated record. The transcript is spliced from 11 exons. Gene Ontology annotation, molecular function: protein binding; molecular adaptor activity. Lineage: Eukaryota; Metazoa; Chordata; Lepidosauria; Squamata; Lacertidae. Bases 154 to 1092 code for a protein of 312 amino acids.
AGUCACGCCUGCGCAGUUGGGCCGGGAGGCCGGAGAACAAGGGAAGGGGCCCCUUCCGCGCAUGCGCACCGGGGGGAGGCGGACUCGCUGGCUCCUGCGCUGCUGGGGGGCGACGGAGGGCUGCCGCCAAGAGGAGUUCCCUGGAGCCCCAGCAUGGCCGAGAAGAGGCGCCUGGCUUUCUCUAUCAUCCAAUUCCUCCAGGACCAGCUGCAUCAUGGCGGACUCUCACCUGACGCCCAGGAGAGCCUGGAAGUUGCCAUCCAGUGCCUCGAGACAGCCUUUGGUGUCUCCACGGACGACCGCAGCCUUGCCUUGUCCCAGACCCUGCCGGAGAUUUUCGAAGCUGCUGCAGCAAAAGAGCCGCAGCCAAGCCCACCCCCCUCAGAGCCAGUCACCCCCUCAGAAGAAGAGGCCGCAGAGGCAGAAAGGCUGAAGGCCGAAGGAAAUGAGCAGAUGAAGGCGGAAAACUUUGAAAGUGCCGUCUCCUUCUAUGGGAAAGCCAUUGAGCUGAAUCCGUCCAAUGCAGUUUACUAUUGCAAUCGGGCUGCCGCUUACAGCAAGCUGGGGAACUACACCGGGGCCGUCCGGGAUUGCGAACGAGCCAUCCACAUCGACCCCAAAUACAGCAAGGCCUAUGGCAGGAUGGGCUUAGCCCUGUCGAGCCUGAACAAACUCUCGGACGCCAUUGUCUACUACAGAAAAGCUCUGGAGCUCGACCCGGAUAACGAGACGUACAAGUCCAACCUCAAAGUCACGGAGCAGAAAAUGAAGGAGGCUCCAAGCCCGACAGGGGGUGCUGGAGGCUUCGACUUAGCUGGCUUGCUCAACAACCCCGGGUUCAUGAGCAUGGCAUCGAACCUGAUGAACAAUCCGCAGGUACAGCAAUUGAUGUCUGGGAUGAUCUCGGGUGGCACCAACCCCAUGGCAGCGCCAGGAGCGAGCGCGUCCCCCAAUGACCUCGCCAGCCUUAUCCAAGCGGGCCAGCAAUUUGCGCAGCAGAUGCAGCAGCAGAACCCGGAGCUCAUAGAGCAGUUGCGCAGCCAGAUCCGCAGCCGGACGCCCAGCGCCAGCAACGAGGAGCAGCAGGAAUGAGGCAGG